UUCAAAUUCUCGAAAGGUAAAACUUCAAAGCAAAGGUCAUGGGUUUGCAAUGGUAGAAGUUCAAUAUAAAUACAAUGUUAUUCCUGAAAACCAAACGUCUUCAUUCUUUUCUAUCGAUAUAUCAACUGAAAGGCAUUCGAUUCUUUUGAGUGACUUGGUGAUAUGUUCAAGUGUCCUUGCAAACGAAACUAAAAGUAAAUUUAUUAUAAUGGAAAUUAACCUACAGACUGGUUAUGUGUUUUCUGAAGAUGAUAUAAAUGAAAUUGAAAACUUUAGUGAAAAUAUCAAAUCACUUCAAUUCAAUGAGGGUCGAAAUGAAGCUAUUAUUUACUUUGAUUAUAAUUCAAAUGAGGACACAUGCAUUAAACUAAAAGUUCGCAAAUCUUUCAAAGUUCUUGAUACAAAACCUGGGUGGGUCAUAGUUUAUGGUGCACAUGAUAAAGAUCAAAAAGCUACAAAGAGUUUCCUACUCAAUGACUUCUAAUCAGCGUCGAAAUUUGGAAUACAA
Messenger RNA from Episyrphus balteatus (marmalade hoverfly), 508 nucleotides. Its product is annotated as thioester-containing protein 1 allele R1-like. The coding region runs from base 50 to 484 and encodes 144 amino acids. Gene Ontology annotation, cellular component: extracellular region. The transcript has 3 exons. NCBI's taxonomy places the organism in Eukaryota, Metazoa, Arthropoda, Insecta, Diptera, Syrphidae. The record is from RefSeq and is a predicted model, not a curated record.